AUAAAUAAAUAAAUAAAUACAAAGUUUCAACAGAAACUGCCCGUCCAUCCUCAUCCUCAUCCUCCUUAUUCAAGCGCGACCCCGAGUCCCAAUCGUGCGCUCAUUCAAGCUCGCUCCCGAGUUUAGAGCGCACAACACGCGCAGGAAUGGCUGCGGCACGAGACCGGGAUUUAAUGCAAUAAUUCAACAUUUCCCGUCAAUUCCCAUGGUCUGCGAUUUGGGGAAGUAUUCAGAGAUCUUCUUAUGUCCCCUUCAGCACUUUUGUUCGAGUUCUCAGUCUCUCUAAUGUCUGAAUCCAUGGCUUUUGUUUGAGAAGACAAGACAGCGGAGAGUAACCGGGAAAGAAACACCCAAAUUGUCCGACCGUCUCUAUCUGGGAAAGUGAUUUAUUCGUCUCGUCGACUGCUGAGGGAUGUCGUCUGCACGGGUCGAUUAUAUCGCUCCUUGGUGGACUUACUGGCUUCAUCAGUUUCCUCACGUGAACCUAAGGUUUCAGCCGUUGGAUCACACGUUUAAACCGCAAGAUGAAAACUACCAGCAGUCGCUCAUCUUCCUGGGCUGUGUAGCAGCAGCUGGGCUCGGUGUGAACCUGCUGUGUCUGGCCAUCUACCUGAGCUGCCUGUGCUGCUGUCGGAAGGAUGAGGAGGAAGAGGAAAGUAAGAAAUCCAACUCUUGCUGUGUCACUUGGGCUGCUGUUGCUGCCGGACUCAUCUGCUGUGUUGCCGUGGGAGUUGGUUUCUAUGGAAACAGUGAAACCAAUGAUGGGGUUUACCAGCUGACCUAUUCUCUCUAUAAUGCCAAUCACACGCUGGCGGGAGUGGACAGUUUGGUCACCGGUACUGUGGGAGGCAUGCAGAGUGGCCUGAACGAGCACUUGUCUCGACUGGGCGAGAUCUUUGCUGCACGAGGAGACUUUGUGCAGACACUGCAGUUCAUGCAACAGAUGUCAGAAAACAUUAUUAAGCAGCUGCUUGGGCUUCCUGACUGGGAAAAGGCGAAAGUAGACCUGGCCGCCAUAGCUGAUCAGACAGCAUAUGUGGAAUAUUACAGGUGGCUGACAUACCUCCUGAUACUGAUCUUGGAUCUGGUCAUCUGUCUUGCUGCUUGUCUGGGCCUGGCCAAACAAUCUCGCUGGCUGCUCACUACGAUGAUGGUCUGCGGUGUUCUGACUCUGAUAUUGAGUUGGGCGUCUCUCGGAGCUGAUGUGGCCACUGCAGUGGGCACAAGUGAUUUCUGUGUUGCACCAGACAAAUUUCUGAUGAACCAAACAAAAGACGCGAUCAGCUCAGAUAUUGUGCAUUAUUACCUGUACUGCAGCCAGACACUCCCCAACCCGUUUCAGCAGUUUGUUUUGCAGUCCCUGACUGUCUUCCAGAGAUCGCUGACCACCAUGCAGAUCCAGAUCCAAGGUCUCCUGCAGUUUGCAGUGCCUCUGUUCCCCACAGCUGAGAGGGAUUUACUCAGUAUUCAGCAUUUAUUGAAUAAUUCAGAGGCCAGUUUACAUCAGCUCACUGCACUUCUAGACUGCCGAGGACUCAAUAAGGACUACCUGGACGCUCUGAUAGGUGUGUGUUAUGAUGGCGUGGAGGGGUUACUGUAUCUCUGUUUAUUCUCUCUCCUGGCAGCCUGUGCCUUCUCCGUCAUGCUGUGUGCCAUCCCGAGAGCAUGGCGACAGAUUGCCAACAGAGAUAGAGAUUACGAUGACAUUGAUGACGGGGACCCGUUUAACCCUCAGAGCCGGCGAGUGACGUCGCACCAUUCACAACAGGGCAACAUGCACAGCUUCUGCAGCUACAGUAGCAGCAUGGGCAGCCAGACCAGCCUGCACCCUCCAACACAGGCUGUGACCAACGCACCCCUGUCAGAAUAUAUGAACCAGUCUGCACUGUUUGGAGGAAACCCGCGCUAUGAGAACGUGCCUCUGAUCGGGAGGGGAUCUCCUCCUCCUUCGCUUUACUCUCAGCCAUAUAGAAACCGCUACUCUCCAACCAUGAGAGCCACCUACCUCUCCAUGACCGAAGACCAGAUCAGACACUUUGGGGAGGAUUUCCGAGCAUAGAACUGAUCUGUUGUCCUCUGGUGUAAGUCUUCACACGCUGGAAAUAAGGACAAAUGGAAAACUCUCACGCCAACAUGUGUGCGUGCCCAUCUUUGUUUUAAAGGAGCACAGCCUGCAAGGAGAACGUCAUUUUAAGAGCACUCAGUGUGUGUCCGUACAGGUGCUGGCAUGCGUGUGUGUGUUUGUCAAUCAUUCUGAUGGUGCGACGCUUCUUUUCCCUCACUACUGACACAUUUGUGAGGUGCUGAAAUAUCCUAUCUCUAAUAAUCUGUUAUAUUUGUACGUUUACACCAUAUUUUUUCAUCAAAUAGACUGUUUGUCUUCCCUAUUGCCUUUUCAACUGCAGAAACUGUUCGAAGUGGGUAACAAAAACUAUUUUGGACCCACUUUAUAAUAAGUGUCUUUAACUACUACAGUACGUACUAACAUUUAAAUUAUUCAUUUAAUGCAGUGCAUUUGUUGUGUACAUGCAUGUCUUUUUAUAUAUAUAUAUAUAUAUAUAUGUAUAUGUGUGUGCAUGUAAUUACAUCUGUAAUUUAUUUUCUUGCAUCUUUUGCAUAAAUUACACUGUUAACCUUUGAAACUAACCAUACCAUGAAAUCUAUCCCUUACCUUAACUCCAUCCAAUCUCAAUUGCAAGUGUUCUAAAAUACAAAUUGAACACAAACAGUACAUUUAGUAUCAUAUACUCUACAAUAUUUAUUAAUAAUAUAUUUUAGUUGACAGAUAAAAAUUGGAUUGUGUCCUACGAUGUGACAAAAAUGUAGAAUGUAGAAAUUUUUUUACAUACAAAUAAUAAAUUGUAUCUUCAUUCUUAAAGUUACAAAUAGCAUGAGAGAGGUUUAUAUUCAAUGUUAGAGGUGUGUGUGUGUGUGUGUAUAUAUAUAUAUAUAUAUAUAUAUAUAUAUAUAUAAUGCAUAAUUACAUGCAAGAAACCCUAAGACAAACCCUAACCCUAACCAUAUAGUAAGUGCAUGUAGUUAAUUAAAAUGACUUAAUACCUAAAGGUAUAAUUACACUGUAACAAGGACACCUUAAAAUAAAGUGUAACCCUUUUUCUAAUAUAUAUUAUUUUUAAAUCUAAUUGACUUUCAUUUCACCUUUCAAUGACUGAAAAUUAUUUCUAAUUAAUUUUAGUUAAUAACAACACUGACACAAACACUUGAUUGUUUUUUUUUGUUUGUUUUUUUUCAUAAGUACAUAGUAGUUAAAGACAACUAAUAUAAAUAUAGUGGGACCACUAUUUUUUAGGCAUAGAAAUUGAGCAUUUCUUACCGGAGUACAUAACCUUAUAAAGGUUACACAUUUGCCAUUUUAAAGAUUGUGUACAUAUUAAGUGUGGACACUGGUUGAAGUAUUAAUAUUCUGUGCAUUGGACAUUUAGUCCUACAUAGUGUACAGCAUUGCUAGCAUCAUCAUAGUAGGUUUGCUAGGUACUUUUCUAAGCAGUUGCUCAUGAAAAGGUGUCGCACGUUUUUUUAGCUACUGUGCAGUGUGGACUUCAUGGACAUGUCAUCACUUUUUAUGAUGGCUAACUGUACAGAUACUAAUGCAUCUUCUUAUUUUGAAGUGAAGCCUGUUUUGUUUUCUAAAUGUGUUUUGUGCCAAGAAUGGAAGCAUGUUUUGUGCCUCUAACGUUUUCUUUGUCUUUCAUUAUUUUUUUUUCAGUGAGUGACCGUGUAUCUAUGGGAGCAGGAAAUAAAAGCUUUUCUGUUUGUUUUUUAUGCAUGUAGAGGCAUUUUAAGCACAACGGGAUCAAAAAUCAUUCCACAAGUGAUGUUUCUGACAUCCUGAGAGACAUUUACCUCAUUUCCAGCAGGCACAAAUGAGGAGUCAUUUUACUUGGAACUUAAAAUCGCAGAUCUUCUCAUAUCAACUCUAGAGAGCACUCUGAGCCAAUUUCUUCCCAUGAUGCAAAUGCAUAUGCUUUGUAUUAAUCUGUUGACCAGCUGUAAAUAACCUGUAUGAUAACCAAUGUUGUGUGAUUAUUUGUAUUUCUUUCUUUGCUCCAUUCUUGUGUGCCAUUUUCAGUAUGUUGUUUGAUAAAAUCAGCUACUUGGA
Molecule: messenger RNA, 4120 nt
Organism: Onychostoma macrolepis
Lineage: Eukaryota; Metazoa; Chordata; Actinopteri; Cypriniformes; Cyprinidae
Gene: ttyh2
Product: tweety family member 2
Exons: 15
Coding region: 413-2059 (548 amino acids)
Cellular component (GO): plasma membrane
Molecular function (GO): volume-sensitive chloride channel activity; intracellularly calcium-gated chloride channel activity
Source: RefSeq, a predicted model, not a curated record